AUGGCUUGUCUUCACUGUUUGAAUAUUUCCUGCAUUGUUGUCUGCAUUUUCUCCCACUUUUUCAUCCCCUUUGCCCAUCCACUUUCCUUCAACAUUACUCAUUUUGAUCACCCGGGUGGCUCGAAAAUCGUCUACAACGGCGAUGCCACAGCUGCCGAUGGAGCAAUUGUGCUCAACAAAGACGACGAGAAUGGCGUGGGGACCGUGGGGUGGGCGACAUAUGCAGAUGGUGUGCAUCUAUGGGAGAACUGCUUAACUGGGAUUACUCAUAAGGCAGACUUCACUGCUCAUUUUUCUUUCACCAUUAACAAUGUUAAUGCUAGUGAUGGGGCUGGGGCUGGCCUGGCCUUCUUCAUGGCGCCUUUACACUAUACAAUUCCGCCCAACUCGGCCGGUAAAGAGUUGGGACUAUUCAAUACAACCACCAAGCUUGCCAUGUCCAAAAACCACAUUGUUGCAGUUGUGUUUGACACUUUCCCAAAUUCAACAGCGCCACAGGUUGGGAUCAAGGAGAACUCGGUCCGUUCAGUCGUCUCUGCGGAUUGGGAUGCUUACUCGCAUGCCGGAAAGAUGGCUAAUGUUUGGAUUACUUACAAUGCCACAACCAAUAACCUCAGUGUGUUCUGGACAUACGAGAAAAACCCUGUUUUUAAGGGUAACUCUUCUCUUUCUUGCCUUAUAGAUCUAAAAGAAGUUCUUUCUUCCAAGCGGGUAACCAUUGGUUUCUCAGGCACUACGAGCUCGAAGCUUGAGCGGCAUGUUAUUCAUUCAUGGGAUUUUCAGUCCAAUUCGGACUCCUUGGAGGUAAGCUGCAGUAGAAUAAGGAGGUUCAGGACAUGUUUUGUAACGUUUGUUGUAGGGUGUUCCUUGAGCUUGAUUAUUCUAGUGGGCAUCAUCAGUUGGUUUGUUCUGAGAAGGAGGAGAAACAGGAAUCACAGACAUGGAAAUGACGCGGAUUCCGACUCCUCUAUAAGUACAAAUCUUGAGAGAGGAGCGUUGCCUAGGAAAUUUUCUUACCUGGAACUAGUUGCAGGCACCAAUGGUUUUGCAAAUGAUAGGAGGCUAGGUCAGGGAGGGUCUGGCCAAGUCUACAAAGGAAGCUUGAGAGGCCUGGGCCGCCCGGUUGCUGUGAAGAGAAUCUUCACUGAAUCCAAACACUCCGAGUCUUUAUUCAUCAACGAGGUGAAGAUAAUUAGCCGUUUAAUACAUCGAAAUCUGGUUCAGUUCAUUGGUUGGUGUCACGAGCAAGGCGAAUUCUUGCUUGUCUAUGAGUACAUGCCUAAUGGCAGUCUCGACAAUCAUCUCUUUGGCCAUGGAGAAACCCUGCCAUGGAGUGCGAGAUACAAGAUAGCUUUAGGGUUGGCCUCAGCCCUUCAUUACCUCCACGAAGAAGCAGAGAAGUACUGUGUCCUCCACAGAGACAUCAAGUCAGCUAAUGUACUGUUGGACACAGAUUUCAGCACCAAGCUUGGUGAUUUUGGAGUUGCUGAGCUGGUUGACCCCCGGUCGAGGACUCAUACGACAGGUGUGGUCGGGACUUAUGGCUACUUGGCCCCAGAAUACGCAAAUGAAGGGAGGGCCAGCAAGGAAUCAGACAUGUUUAGUUUUGGAGUGGUGGCUUUGGAGAUUGCAUGUGGGAGGAGGACUUUCCACGAUGGGGAAUAUCAUGUGUCACUGGUGACAUGGGUUUGGGAGUUCUACCUAGCAGGGGAUCUUCUCCAAGCAGCUGAUGAGAGACUGAGCAUGAGCUUUUCCGAGGACCAGAUGAGAUGCUUGUUGAUUGUGGGGUUGUGGUGUACUAAUCCAAACUACAGGGAAAGGCCAAAGGCAGGGCAGGUAAUUAAGGUCCUUCAGCUUGAAGUGGCGCUGCCGGAGCUUCCACCAGACAUGCAUGAUCCUCUGCUUCAUCCACUCCUUAAAACCAAAGGAGAGCUCGGUUCCUUUCGGCCAUCCAUUACCUCAAGCCUCAAAGAUCUGGGGCGGUAA
Corylus avellana is the source of this 1986-nucleotide messenger RNA. Lineage: Eukaryota; Viridiplantae; Streptophyta; Magnoliopsida; Fagales; Betulaceae. The record is from RefSeq and is a predicted model, not a curated record.